UCUGACUGUAUGUAUAUAAAAGCCUCUUGCCGGGUUGCUAUCAUCAGCUGUGUGCGUUGACAAACGACCUAGCUCGCUCCAAUGGAAGGGAUGGUAGUUUGUGCAGCAAAUUAUGUGCCUCUCACACCAUUAAGCUUCUUGGAGCGAGCAGCAUUUGUUUAUGGAGAUAGGGUAUCCAUUGUUUUCGGGGAUACCCGAUACUCUUGGAAGCAGACGAGGCAAAGAUGCAUCAAGCUAGCUUCUGCUCUAUCCCUCUUGGGAAUCAUCCCCGGCGACAUCGUUGUAGCUAUGGCACCAAAUAUACCAGAACUGUAUGAGUUGCAUUUUGCUGUUCCAAUGGCCGGCGCUGUCCUCUGUCCCCUUAACACCAAGUUGAAUGCUACAGCUUUGAGCCUAAAACUCGAGCAGUUGGAAGCCAAAGCCAUAUUUGUAGAUUAUCAGUACAUUGAAGUCAUGCAGGAAGCCCUUGGAAUACUAUCCUCCAAAAAAGUCAACCCUCAAUUCCUAAUCUUAAUCCAGGAUAAAUCGAACCCGAAUGAUGAUCAAAGACUGGAUUAUGAUAAACUUCUUGCCACUGGGAAAGAUGAUUUCAAGGCAAUAUAUCCAAAAUCUGAAUGUAACCCAAUCUCAAUUUGUUACACCUCUGGCUCCACAGGCCAACCUAAAGGGGUGAUUUACAGCCACAGAGCUACCUACCUGUAUUCAUUGGGAGAAAGUUUACGACUUGGCGCGACGCGAAAGACGGUGUUUCUUUGGACAGUGGACAUGUUCCGCUGCAAUGGCUGGUGUUUCCCUUGGACAAUGGCUGCAAUAGGUGGCACGAACGUUUGUCUUAGAAAUGUCACCGGGAAUGUUAUAUUUGAUUCCAUUUUUAUUCACAAUGUGACACAUUUUUGUGGCGCGCCAAUCCUUUUACGUCAAAUUGCUGAAGUUGUUGAAAAGUUGGACUGUAAUAAUCAUCCAAGAUUUCCUCAUCAGGUCAAUGUAACAGUUGCAGGGGCAGGGGCGUUGCCAGAGCCCCGAGUUUUGUCGAAAUUCGAAAGCUUAGGAUUUGUUAUUAGUUGUGGGUAUGGUAUGAGCGAAGCUCUGGGACCAGUGAUUUGGAGGACUUUAACCUCAUCUCAGGCUGAAAAUUCAAAUCAUGAUCCAGAGUCAAUGGUAAAAGUUCAGGAAGGAAUGCGCAGUUUGAUAGUGGAAGGAGUUGAUGUCAGAGAUCCAAUAACCAUGGAAAGCGUGCCAGCCGACGGGAAAACAAUUGGGGAAGUGAUGUUUAGAAGCAACACAUUAAUGCUAGGGUACAUAAAAAAUGCACAAGGAACAAAUACAGCAUUUAGUGGAGAUUGGUAUAGGACAAAGGAUCUUGGGAUUAAGCAUCCUGAUGGUUAUAUCCAGAUGAAGGAUCGCGUCGUCGAUGCUAUUGUUGUCGGAGAAGAGAUCAUUAGUUCAUUAGAGGUUGAAGAAGUGAUUGUUAGGCAUCCAAUGGUUUUAGAGGCUGCAGUUGUUGGGAAACCUGAUGAUGUUCUUGGGGAAAUACCUUGUGCAUUUGUGAACUUAAAGGAAGGGUGUUCUGUUACUGCACAAGAUAUCAAGGAUUUCUGUGCUAGUCGUCACUUGCCUGAAAUCAUGAGGCCUAAACAUGUUUUCUUCAAGCAACUGCCUCGCAAUUCCACUGGAAAGAUACAAAAGCAUCUUUUGAGAAGAGAGUUAUUCAUGCAAUAAUGUGGAUUUUGUUGUUACUCCUUUCUUUUAUGCAAAUGUACAAUUGAUUGAAACUAUUGUCUCUCUUUUUCCUCUCCCCCUCCUCCUCCUCCUUAUAUGGAGCUUAUUGCAGGGCAAGGACAAAUGUGAAAAUGGUAGCCUGGAAAUGGAGAAGAUUGGUUGAAUGUUUUUGUGAUUUUUUAAAGUUGCAGAAAGGAAACUGUACAAAAUCACUUGUUCUGAUGUUCA
Messenger RNA from Oldenlandia corymbosa var. corymbosa, 1947 nucleotides. NCBI's taxonomy places the organism in Eukaryota, Viridiplantae, Streptophyta, Magnoliopsida, Gentianales, Rubiaceae. The record is from the annotation of a GenBank genome assembly.